AUGCCAAACCUCUACCAGAACCCGGCGUACGACCCCAAGAACCGGAUGAACCCGUCGCAGCUGCAGAACCACUUCGACGCCUUCUACGAAGACAUUUGGUGCGAGCUCUGCAAGUACGGCGAGCUAGAGGAACUAGUCGUCUGUGACAACAACAACGACCACCUCAUCGGCAACGUCUACGCGCGCUUCAAAUACGAGGAAUCCGCGCAAAAGGCCUGCGACGAGCUCAACUCCCGCUGGUACGCCGGCCGCCCCAUCUACUGCGAGCUCAGCCCCGUCACCGACUUCCGCGAGGCCUGCUGCCGCCUCAACUCGGGCGAGGGCUGCGUCCGCGGCGGCUUCUGCAACUUUAUUCACCGCAAGAACCCGAGCGAGGAGCUGGACCGCGACUUGACCCUUAGCACCAAGAAGUGGUUGAGACUGAGGGGUCGGGACGAGCGGAGUAUGAGCAGGUCGCCUACGCCAGAGGCGUCCAAGAGACGAUAA
Molecule: messenger RNA, 486 nt
Organism: Metarhizium brunneum ARSEF 3297
Lineage: Eukaryota; Fungi; Ascomycota; Sordariomycetes; Hypocreales; Clavicipitaceae
Gene: U2AF
Product: Splicing factor U2AF subunit
Biological process (GO): mRNA splicing, via spliceosome
Cellular component (GO): U2AF complex; spliceosomal complex
Molecular function (GO): metal ion binding; pre-mRNA 3'-splice site binding
Source: RefSeq, a predicted model, not a curated record